This is a messenger RNA of Globicephala melas (long-finned pilot whale), 2282 nucleotides long. It is a transcript of the gene CDC37, whose product is annotated as cell division cycle 37, HSP90 cochaperone. Gene Ontology annotation, biological process: protein folding; protein stabilization. Gene Ontology annotation, molecular function: protein kinase binding; heat shock protein binding; protein-folding chaperone binding. Gene Ontology annotation, cellular component: cytoplasm. Lineage: Eukaryota; Metazoa; Chordata; Mammalia; Artiodactyla; Delphinidae. The record is from RefSeq and is a predicted model, not a curated record.
UAUGCGCGAAUCACCGCUAAAGAGGCAGAAGAUACGGACGCGAGGGGUAGGCUGUGAUCCGAGCCCGGGAAACACCAGCCAUUAAGGCAGGGCUACAUCGCGCCCACCUCCGACUCCUCAAGGGCAGGGCCAUAUCCUUCCUUUACUUAGACCCUCCCAGGGCAGGGCCCUGUACCCCUCGGACUGGGAAUGUCCGUUCCUAUCAGGCACAAAGUUAAGUUCCUCUUCACAAGGGGCGGGAGCGAGGUCUUCUCGCCGAGGCCCGGCCCCAGCAGUGGGCUCGGUCUGACGUCACUGCGGUGUGGCUAAGGGGACAAUCCUCUCCCUCAGUCUCGCCAACUGCCCCCCUCACGGACGCCGUAAACGCCCACCUUGGGGCACCGGGAGAGAAGGGGAGCUCAAGGUUGGAGAAGCCACCCGUAUACCCCUAGGAGGUGCCUAGCGGAGGCCCCAAGCCCGAUGGGGUGAGGUCUCGGCGAAGACUUCGGGGAGCCGGAACACGUGCGCAGGGGUCUUUAAGACCUCGGUCGCCAGUGCCGCUGCCGCGGUUACUAGGGAUGUGACGUCACGCGCGGGCGGGGGCGCCCGCGUCCGGGCGGAAACGGAAGGGGCGGGGCUCUGCGGGCAGAGUCUGUGUGGUGCUACCGCCGUAGCCGCCGCUGGUGCCGCCGCCGCUGCUGCUGCUGCCAGAGCCGGAGCGGGCUGGGCCGCGGAGGCAAGAUGGUGGACUACAGCGUGUGGGACCACAUCGAGGUGUCUGACGAUGAAGACGAGACGCACCCCAACAUCGACACAGCCAGCCUCUUCCGCUGGCGGCACCAGGCCCGGGUGGAGCGCAUGGAGCAGUUCCAGAAAGAAAAGGAGGAGCUGGACAGGGGCUGUCGCGAGUGCAAGCGCAAGGUGGCCGAGUGCCAGCGGAAGCUGAAGGAUCUGGAGGUGGCCGAGGGCGAGGGCAGCAGGGCCGAGCUGGAGCGGCUGCAGGCCGAGGCACAGCAGCUGCGCAAGGAGGAGCGGAGCUGGGAGCAGAAGCUGGAGGAGAUGCGCAAGAAGGAGAAGAGCAUGCCCUGGAAUGUGGACACGCUCAGCAAGGACGGCUUCAGCAAGAGCAUGGUCAAUACCAAGCCUGAGCGGGCGGAGGAGGAGUCGGAGGAGGUGAGGGAACAGAAACACAAAACCUUCGUGGAGAAGUAUGAGAAACAGAUCAAGCACUUCGGCAUGCUCCGCCGCUGGGAUGACAGCCAGAAGUACCUGUCGGACAACGCCCACCUGGUGUGCGAGGAGACCGCCAACUACCUGGUCAUCUGGUGCAUUGACCUAGAGGUGGAGGAGAAAUGUGCGCUGAUGGAGCAGGUGGCCCACCAGACCAUCGUCAUGCAGUUCAUCCUGGAGCUGGCCAAGAGCCUGAAGGUGGACCCCCGUGCCUGCUUCCGGCAGUUCUUCACCAAGAUCAAGACUGCUGACCGUCAGUACAUGGAGGGCUUCAACGACGAGCUGGAGGCCUUCAAAGACCGCGUGCGGGGCCGGGCCAAGCUGCGCAUCGAGAAGGCCAUGAAGGAGUACGAGGAGGAGGAGCGCAGGAAGCGGCUUGGCCCCGGCGGUCUGGACCCCGUCGAGGUCUACGAGUCCCUCCCUGAGGAACUCCAGAAAUGCUUUGACGUGAAGGAUGUGCAGAUGCUCCAAGAUGCCAUCAGCAAGAUGGACCCCACCGACGCGAAGUACCACAUGCAGCGCUGCAUCGACUCCGGCCUCUGGGUCCCCAACUCCAAGUCCAGUGAGGCCAAAGAAGAGGAGGAGGCGGGUCCCGGGGACCCCUUGCUGGAAGCCUCCAGUCGGGGCGACGAGAAAGACGUCAGCGCAUAACCCACCUCAGCUGCUGCCCGACUGCCUGCAGGCCCCUGUGCGCCCCUUUUCAGAAAACAAAAAUAGACACCAUCUCCCCAGCUCCUGGCUUCCUCCACUUUGGCUGCUCCCACACCUAGCCCGGAGGGGCCUGCCCACCCCCCUCCACUGACCCCACUCCCUGAGCGCUCAUCCAAGUCUGCUUUGAGUCAAGGGGCUUCACUGCCUGCAGCUCCCCCACUUCAGCAUUAUGCCAAAGGCUUGGGGGUCCAGGGAGGGGUAGAGGUUGCCAGGCUGGUCCACAGGGUAUGGGUGGGGUCCCCAGCUGAGGGCCCUGCCCCAGUCACUGUGGGCUCCCGUUUUCACUGUUCAUCUGCUGUUGAGUCUCCUACAUAGUAAACAGCAAUUAUCUUCCAAUAAAGGAUUUCAGAUGCUCCGCGAGA